This is a messenger RNA of Funneliformis geosporum, 153 nucleotides long. NCBI's taxonomy places the organism in Eukaryota, Fungi, Glomeromycota, Glomeromycetes, Glomerales, Glomeraceae. The record is from the annotation of a GenBank genome assembly.
AUGGAAACCAAGGAACUUAAACGAGAUAUGACUCUUUCCUUGCUAGAGGAUUCUUAUGUUAGAGAUUUUCACGAAGGUGGUAACGGUAUUAUAUUAAAAGAAGUAGUUAAAGAAGUUGGGAUGAUGAAAGGAACAGCUGGUAUCAAUUUGUAG